AUGGAGAUCCGGCAGCACGAGUGGCUCGCGGCCUCCCCCCACGAGGGCUUCGAGCAGCUGCGGCUCAAGAGCCGCCCCAAGGAGCCCUCGCCCAGCCUGGCCCGGGUGGGCGCGAACUUCUACAGCAGCGUCAAGCAGCCGGACUACAGCGCCAGCGUCUGGCUCCGCAGGAAGGACAAGCUGGAGCACUCCCAGCAGAGGUGCAUCGUCAUCUUCGCCCUGGUCUGCUGCUUCGCCAUCCUGGUCGCCUUGAUCUUCUCGGCCGUGGACAUCAUGGGAGAGGAUGAGGACGGACUCUCGGAAAAAAACUGCCAAAAUAAAUGUCGAAUCGCCCUGGUGGAAAACAUCCCUGAAGGCCUUAACUAUUCGGAAAACGCACCCUUUCACCUGUCACUCUACCAAGGCUGGAUGAACUUACUCACCAUGGCCCAAAAGUCGGUGGACAUCGUGUCUUCCCACUGGGAUCUCAACCACAGUCACCCAUCGGCGUGUCAGGGUCAACGUCUUUUCGAAAAGUUGCUCCAGCUGACUUCGCAAAAUAUCGAAAUCAAGCUAGUCAGCGAUGUGACGGCUGAUUCAAAGGUAUUAGAAGCCUUGAAAUUAAAGGGCGCCGAGGUGACUUACAUGAACAUGUCCGCCUACAACAAGGGCCGGCUGCAGUCCUCCUUCUGGAUCGUGGACAAGCAGCAUGUCUACAUCGGCAGCGCUGGCCUGGACUGGCGGUCUCUGGGACAGAUGAAAGAACUCGGUGUCAUCUUCUACAACUGCAGCUGCCUGGUCCUGGAUUUGCAAAGGAUCUUCGCUUUAUAUAGUUCAUUAAAAUUCAAGAGCAGGGUGCCCCAGACCUGGUCCAAGAGGCUCUAUGGAGUCUAUGACAAUGAAAAGAAAUUGCAGCUUCAGUUGAACGAAACCAAAUCUCAAGCCUUUGUGUCGAAUUCCCCCAAACUCUUUUGCCCUAAAAACAGAAGCUUUGACAUCGACGCCAUCUACAGCGUGAUAGACGACGCCAAGCAGUACGUGUACAUCGCUGUCAUGGACUACCUGCCCAUCUCCAGCACAAGCACCAAAAGGACGUACUGGCCAGACUUGGACGGGAAGAUAAGAGAAGCGUUAGUUUUGCGAAGCGUUAAAGUUCGACUCCUGAUCAGCUUCUGGAAGGAAACGGAUCCCCUGACGUUUAACUUUAUUUCGUCUCUUAAAGCUAUCUGCACUGAAAUAGCCAACUGCAGCUUGAAAGUUAAGUUUUUUGACCUGGAAAGAGAGAAUGCCUGUGCAACCAAAGAGGAAAGGAAUCUCACCUUUCCUAAAUUAAACCGCAACAAGUACAUGGUGACGGACGGAGCAGCUUACAUCGGAAACUUUGACUGGGUAGGGAACGACUUCACCCAGAAUGCGGGCACGGGCCUCGUCAUCAACCAAGCAGACGCGAGGAAUAACACGAGCAUCAUUAAGCAGCUGAAAGAUGUGUUUGAGAGGGACUGGUACUCACCCUACGCCAGGAGCUUACAGCCCACCAAACAGCCGAACUGCUCCAGCCCGUCCAGUCUCAGCCCUCCCUCCAACAAAACUGCCACGUACAACCCGCGUGGGAAGGACCCCGCGUGCGUAUAGCGUGACCGGACACACUGACGGACCACUUGUGUUUCGUAUUUAUAUCUAAAGGACGGGAGGAGAGAAGAACCAUUUGAUAUGUCUUUUUUUAGGGGAAAAGCACACUUAUUAAAAAAUAAUCUUUGAAUGCCAUGCCCCAUCUAACCACAUCUUAGGGGCUUGUAUACUCCCUUGAAGACUUUUGUAUUUGUCACUUCUGACGGAGAAUGUCAUUCCGGCUUGGGAGUUCGUUUUCACGUUCGCAUACCAAUUUGAAGGCUUGGAUGCCUCUUCCUUUCUAGUUUUAGAACAUUUCUGCUGGCCCACGUGGUCAGUUCUUAGGAAGCUUCGCAUGAGGCAGGCUCUUUGCUAUUCUGCAACCACUGGCUUAGAGGAGAGGGAGGGUUUCGCCUUGGACAAGAGGUCAAGCCAAGUCUUCAUCCUUGUCAACCAUCUCCAAGACCUGUCCCGUCAUCUAGGCGUGAACUCCCCAUGCCAUCCUUAAGAAACUCUUGGAAAAUACUUUUCUUGCCUCCGUAUUCAUUUUCUUCUAAGACCAUAGAUUUUCUUUUGUGUCAUUUUCUCUUCUCAUAAAAUGUUCUCAUGCUCUAGUGUGGCUAUACUUACCUCAACACUAGUUCCAAGUGGGAUAUGUUCUGAAAGUGUAUGAAUUCCUCAGAAUGGGUACAAAAUGGACAUAGCAAUUAUUUUUCAAAUAUAUUUUUAUUGAUUUCAGAGAGGAAGGGAGAGGGAGAGAGAGAAACAUCAACGAUCGGCUGCCUCCUGCACGCCCCGCCCUGGGGCUAGAGCCCGCAACCCGGGCAUGUGCCCUGACUGGGAAUCGAACCGUGACCUCCUGGUUCCUAGGUCGACGCUCAACCACUGAGCCACGCCAGCUGGGCAGAAAUAGCAAUCUUUAAUUUCCACCUUUCAACUGCAUUUUUCUCUAGCAAGUUGAUAUUUUAAAACCAUAGCCAGGAAUCUGCAUCCUUUCUCUCAAGCUCGGAAAAAUUACGUAGCCCCUGCUAAUAGCCAGCAAACGAUUAAGUCUGUAUUAUGGAGACUGAAGUCAUUUUUCACAUUUUUGUUUACUCUAUGGUAUUAGAAAGGAACGACCUCUAUGGGUCAGUGGAUUUGAAUUUCUUUAGAAUCGUUAUGCUGUUAAGAGUAUGCCAGCAAAUGUUUAAUAGAGCUAUUUAAUAUACCUUCUGCUAUUUAAUACACCUUCUGCUGUUUAAUAUACCUUCUGCUAUUUACUAUACCAAAUGCUUUUCAGAGAAAUGCAAUUUAAAUACUGUGCUUAACAUAUUUUACUAAGAAACAAGAAUAUUGGAUUAUUGUUCUAUACUGUCAUUGUGUGUUGUUUUCUAUCUAUCCGACCUAUAACCCUAUAUUAACAGAGACUGUUGCUACACUCGAGAGAGCCCUGGCCUCCCCACCGCCCAGAGCAGGCGGCCUCGGGACGCCCAGUCUUACUGUGGCUCCUGGCUCUCUCCUUGGCCUCGGGUUUCUGUUGGUCAUGUAGGGACAGUACCUACUCACCUACCUCGCGAAGAUGUUGUUACGGUAGGAAAUAUUUAUAACUUGUUUUGGAAUCAAAAGAACCUAUAUAAAUGCUAAGC
Myotis myotis is the source of this 3212-nucleotide messenger RNA. It is a transcript of the gene PLD5, whose product is annotated as phospholipase D family member 5. The coding region runs from base 1 to 1611 and encodes 536 amino acids. Lineage: Eukaryota; Metazoa; Chordata; Mammalia; Chiroptera; Vespertilionidae. The transcript is spliced from 10 exons. The record is from RefSeq and is a predicted model, not a curated record. Gene Ontology annotation, molecular function: catalytic activity.